Mercenaria mercenaria is the source of this 1556-nucleotide messenger RNA. RefSeq lists its product as uncharacterized. The transcript has 9 exons. Lineage: Eukaryota; Metazoa; Mollusca; Bivalvia; Venerida; Veneridae. The record is from RefSeq and is a predicted model, not a curated record. The coding region runs from base 18 to 1556 and encodes 512 amino acids.
UUACACGUUCACAAGCAAUGACUCGGAGGCAGCGUUUAGAAAAAAGGGCGAAAGAGCUUGGCCAGUGUACCCCUGCAGAGAAGCGACCUUUGGUGGAGGAUGGUAGCAAAAUUGGUAGACAUUAUGGCACGAGCAACGCUGGAAGAAACGGAAGGCAAGAUCUGCACGUGAUGGAAAAACCGGUGGGGUCCAAGUAUGGCGACGACAGCAGUGGGAAGAGUGAUGUUUGUCACAAUACUAGCACCGAUCAAGGUCCUCAACGAACACUGCAAAAAGUAGAGGAGACAUUACCUCCCCUUAACGCAAACCUAAAGCAUAACAGAAAUUAUCAGAAAGUGAACCAAUUAAUGAUGAGAUCGCCUGAACAUAGACCUCGCAACAAGGACAAAAAACAAACGAUUCCAUACGCAGGACCUGAAAACCGAAUAUCUCGGUUUUGUGUUUUAAUGAUAUUGCUCGGUUUAGCAGUUAUUACAUUGCUGGCUGUCUUUGUUUAUUUUCUAUCUGGUUCAAGCGAUACAAAAACUGCUGAUGGUGGCGGUCAUUCGCAUGUUGCGGCCAAUAUGUUCAACAAAAACGGCAGUGUUAACUACCUCGUACCAAACGCAGCAUCAGCUGAAGUACCAACAAGAUGGGAUAUGAACAUUAUUUUGGUACUUGUUACGAUAGCCGUGCUUGUAACAGUAGUCUUCGUUUUGUGCGUGAUUUUAUGUUAUUUAAAGAAUAGAAAAUUACAAUUUGUUAAACAAACGUUACCAUCAUCAUCGCGUUCUACUUCAAGAGAAAGUUUGGCAGAAAAUCGUAUACAUUACCCAGCUGAUAAGUUGAGUUACUUUGAAAAGAAAGUCGACAAAAUAGAAACAGAAAGUUUGCUGAAGAAUGGAACUGAUUUAAAACUGGACCACAUGUCUGAAAUUUCAGAAGAGAGUUCCAACAAAACUACAGCUUAUGGCUCAAAUAAAAUGGGUAAGAAAAAAGAAUCACCUGUCUUUUGUCCCAUUGAAGAGAUUGACUCCAUUGAUGAAGACCAAAAAGUCAAAGAAGCUAAAUGUUUUAAAGAUAGCAUGUCUCUCGAAGGAAAAGGAAUAACUUUCACGACUGAAAAUGAAUUUCGAGCGGAAAUUGAUGUUUACCAGAUAGAAAAGUGUAGACCAGUUACAAAAGGCAAUUUAUCGACAAGCGGAAAUCUACAAGGAGAUGAAUGUGCCAAUGCAAGAUUAAACUGGGACCAGAUAUUUUCAUAUCUAGCCUUUCAUAUGCCACAAAGAAACAGUACUAUGUUCUUUCAACAACUGUACGGCUAUGGACUUAAUAUGCUACAAGAAGGAACGUCAGCCCUUAACAUCAUAACACAGGUUGAAAAAAAUUGCAAAGAUGAUAAAUCUCAGUCAAUUCUUCUUCGCCAGUUUCAUGAAUGGAGACAGCUGUUAGGAAACGAAGCCAGAAUAUCUCACAUCAAAGAUGCUCUGUCAAAUAUGGGCUAUAUAGAAAUACUGGAAAACUUCGAAAAAUAUGUCAGGUGUAAUGCUAGCAAUAAGUUAUCAAAUUUACGUUAA